CAGUGACGUGGAAUUCCAUUGAUGCAGUCACAGCUGCCGAAAAAGCACAGACUCACCAACAUUUCAGAGCUGCUCCACUAACUUUCUUCAUUUUUAGGAGCUGGACCGCUCGUUUUCUUUCCGUCGGUUGUCACAUCCGAGCUCGGUUUUGUCGCAGCUUUUAUAACAGACUCCAGAAUGAGUAAAAACAGCAAAGUGUUGAACCUGAAGGAUAAAAUCAGUGGGAAUGAAGUGGACCUGAGCCUGUGUAACCUCACCGAGGUGCCAGUCAGAGAGCUGGCUUUAUUCCCCAAAGCAACUGUUGUGGACUUGUCUUGCAACAACAUUACCUCCCUUCCACCAGAGUUCUGCACCCUGACCCACCUUGUGAAGGUAGACCUGAGUAAGAACCAGCUCACCUGUCUGCCAGAUGACCUUGGGAACCUGGUCAACCUCCAACAUCUGGAUCUGUACAACAACAAGCUGACUGAGCUGCCCGUCAGCUUCUCUCAGCUCAGGAGUCUGAAGUGGUUGGAUCUGAAGGAUAACCCGCUGGAGCCCGGCCUCGCCAAGGCAGCAGGAGACUGUCUGGAUGAGAAGCAGUGCAAACAGUGUGCCUCCAAGGUUCUACAGCACAUGAGAGCCAUCCAGGACGAGGUAGAUCGAGCGCGAGAGAAGCGUCUUUUGAGGGAAAAAGAGCUGGAGAGGAAGAGGGAGGCAAAGCAGAGGGAGCGAGAGGCAAGAGAGAAAGAGGCUCGUAAACGGGAGAAGGCAGAGGAAAAGGAGAAGAGGAGGAAAGAGUACAACGCUCAGAUGGCGGCCUUAGCUGCACAGGAACAGCAGAAGAAGAAGAGCGAGGAGAAGAAGAAAAAGAACGGACAGGCAGCAGAUAAAAAAGUCGCCGUGGAAUCAGCACGAAAACCUCGACGUUCUCUCAUUGGCCUGCUGUUCAAGCUCCUCCUCCUACUGCUGCUGGGAUUAGUGGGAGUCGCCACCACCUGCCGACUGACCGACCUGCAGAAGGAGGCCAUGUGCGUGCCAGUCAAUGUCGCCGUGGACGAUGGCCUAUCCUGGGCCAGGGAGCAGGAGGGUGUGGUGAGACAACUGGUGCAAAACCUGUCAUCUGCUGCGAAGGAGUUUCUUGAAUCCACACAAACGUCUAAGAACUAAAUACUCACCUGAGCUGCAGGUUUUCCACUCUCACCUGUGAAUCCUGGGAUUUUUUUUUUAAUAUGCUGAAAUCAUGAUUCUCAUUAAGAUGGGCAACCCUGCACCCCCUCACCCUGUUUGUGGUGCUGGGAGAUGAAGAGUCUGUACAGAAAGACAAAGGGGGACGGACGAAUGUGUUAAACUCAGCUUAAAUUCCUAUGGAAUUGUUGUUGCUCUUGUAUCCUCUUUGUAAUACAGCCUGUUUUUAAAAAAUAGUCAUCAUCUUAAAAUAACUCUCUCUCCACCAUGUUUUGCACAUAAACCAGCACCAGAGGUUGGUUUGUGUUUCACUGCAUGAUUUGGAGCGCGGGCUGUAUUUGAGAGAUGUUCAGUGAAAUGUCAGGUCGCCCUGUCUGUGCUGCACUGGAGUGUCAAGUCACAUGUUAGCUGCCAGUCAGAGUUGUGCAUCAGCCAAUCAGUGUCAGUCGUGGCAGUCUGAGCAUGUGCAGUGAAGGCUGUGUGAAUGUAGAGCUCACUCGUCUUUGCCCUCCACCAUCUUUAUAGUCUUACUAUAAGUCACAGCUAAUACAGAACGUCUGCUGUAUAAACUAAAGCCCACAGAUAAAUUGGUGGAUUUUAAUUGGAUAUAUCAGGCGUAUAUGUUGGCAGAACGUGCGCACAUGCCAAAGAUAUGUUUGGAGGUAAUACAGAAACUGUGUUGUCAUUACAUAGUUUGUCCACCAGAGAGCAAAAUGUCCUGCUUAGUAAAUAUUGUUGAUCACAGCUCUUAAAAGGUGCUACAUAUAAGUUUUUGUUAGCAUUUUCAGUUGCUUACUUAACAACCUAGAAGAAAUGUGAGAGUUCAGCAUCAAAACUUAAUUCUUUUACUCACUAAGAGAUAUCCUCAGCUGUGGAAAACAACGCCAACGUUAACUCUUGUUUUCUGUCACUUCUUUGCCACUCCUGAAGUUAGCAUGCUAACAAGCUAACCGCUUUGCAAUAGUGAAUCAUUAUAGCGUCCAGCCUGCCCUCAGUCCAACAUGAGAAUACGAUGAAGUAAUGCUGCCCAUAUUCUAACAUCUUGUCUUGUAAACACAAUGAUAGUUGACGCUUUAGAUAAGUAAGCAGCUGUUAAUGCUAUCGUUCUCUAUGUAGUGAUAGAAAAAACUAACAUAUAGCACCUUUAAUAACCAAAUUUAAGGGGUACUUAAAGAAAAUGCAGACAUUUUUGCAUGAAAAUUACUGUAACGAUUAGUCGGUUGCCAAACAUAGUUGCUGAUUAUUUUUCGGCAACAGUUUCAGCUGCUAGUUUUUCUUUCUUUCUUUAUCAGCCAGUAUAUAUCAUCCAUGAGAUUUUUUUUUUCAGAAAGUCGCAAACAUUGACAAUCUGUAUUGGUCUUUAAAAUCUGGUAUCAGUCAGGUUCUAAAUGCUCAAAAAAUGACCAGACCAAAGACUUAGCAUGUAUUAGCCCUUUUGCUAAAAUCCUGUCUACAUCACAGAUAACCAUUUUGCAAAUAAUGCUUUGAACAUAUUUUUCCUACUGUCACUAGUCUCCCUUAAUAUCCAUGCAGCCUGAAAAGUAAUUAGCAGACUCUUGAAACUACUCACUGUAGUUGUUUAAUCCAUCACACUGAACAUGAAGCUUUCAUUAAUUUGUUAGAUCUGCAUUUAAACUGCAUUACCAGUGAACAAUAAUGGAACUUUGACCAAAAUCACUGGAGACUUGAUAUUCACUGUGAUGGACUGAUUAAUUUUUCAGACUGCACAGACAAAAAAGAAACCAGUGGCUGCGUAGAAGGUUGGAGAAAUACAGAACAACUGAUUUGCAGAAUAGGUUAUGGGGAUGUCACUUGUAAAAACUAGUGGUAUGGUCUUUUUUAAGCGGGUAGCAUUUAAUGUCACAUAAUCUGUUGAGUAAGGACUGAGUGUUUCCAUUAAACUAUAGGUCCACAGUCUGAAAUGCCUUUCUUCUUCUCAUCUAGCAGAUUUACUUUCCUGUUCUUUCAGAUUUACUGGUGAGUUUUUAAAUGAAACAUAUUGGCUGCCUUUGCUGCACUGGUUCUUGUACAGCUUUGUCCAUGCUCAAACAUUGUCAUUAAAUGGCUAUGCACUGCAAGAAAUA
Molecule: messenger RNA, 3251 nt
Organism: Lates calcarifer (barramundi perch)
Lineage: Eukaryota; Metazoa; Chordata; Actinopteri; Centropomidae
Gene: lrrc59
Product: leucine rich repeat containing 59
Molecular function (GO): protein binding
Source: RefSeq, a predicted model, not a curated record